Scatophagus argus is the source of this 1243-nucleotide messenger RNA. It is a transcript of the gene nkain5, whose product is annotated as sodium/potassium transporting ATPase interacting 5. Bases 201 to 788 code for a protein of 195 amino acids. The transcript has 7 exons. NCBI's taxonomy places the organism in Eukaryota, Metazoa, Chordata, Actinopteri, Scatophagidae. Gene Ontology annotation, biological process: regulation of sodium ion transport. The record is from RefSeq and is a predicted model, not a curated record.
UCCUCCGUAGUUUCCACACGGGGACAGCCUACGUGUUUUCCUCCUGAGGUGAAGUGCACAGUGCGUUUCAGCACACGUCUGGUAAUGGACCUAAAGCGUCGCAGGUUUGUCCCGUGUUUGAGCAAUUUUUAAAAUUCAGUCAUCUCACUGUUGUGAUCCGCCUCCUCAUCAUCAGCCCCAGCGGGAACAGCGACGAGAAGAUGGGCUGCUGCUCGGCGCGAUGCAUGCUGAUCCUCCUGUGCUGUCUGCAGUUGAUAACUGCGCUGGAGAGGCAGGUGUUCGACUUCCUCGGCUACCAAUGGGCUCCCAUCAUGGUCAACUUCUUUCACAUCAUCAUGGUCAUCCUGGGCCUCUUUGGUGUCAUCCAGUACAGAUCACGUUAUGUUAUUUUGUACCUGCUGUGGACAUUGCUGUGGGUUGGCUGGAAUGUCUUUGUCAGCUGUCUCUACUUGGACUUGGCAGGGCUUUCAAAGGACAGUGAUAUACUCUCCCUGGGAGUGUCGUCACAUCGCUCGUGGUGGAGGGACAACGGGCCGGGGUGUGAGAGCCACGGCCUACCCGCCGCUCAGUGGCAGAACCAGCAAAACCCGGAGCUGACCACAGUGCUGAGCUGCUGGCUGGAAUACCAGUACAUAGAAAUCCUGCACUGCGUUGUGCAGCUCCUUGUAUCACUCCUGGGAUUUGUUUAUGCCUGCUACGUUGUGAGCACUUACUCAGAUGAAGAAGACAGCUUUAAUUUCCUUGGUGAAUUUCAUCAUCCAUCCAAACCGUCUCAGUUGAUCUUCUAAUGUAAAAGCCUGUGGGUAGAUUAUAAAUAACCACAAAAUGAAGUGGUUGAGGAAAAGCAAAGAAGGAGUCGGCCAGAAGAGAAAACAACUUUGAAGACUGUCAGCAUGUGAUUGCUGUGGCCUGGUGGUCUAUAAAAUCAUCUAUCAUGAAUGCUUAACCUCACAGUGAACAAAAGCACACAAUGUUUUUCCCUCAGACCUCAGAUUAUGUAAAACUAAAUGUAAAUCUACCUGUGUGUGAGUGUGUGUGUGUGUGCGCGUGUGUGUGUGAAUGUGAUAGAAAUCAGUCAAUAUUAAGCACUCAAGUACAACAGAAAAGUGUGAUUUGAAAGGUGUAAAUAAGCAGCUGAUUCUUUUUGAUGUUUUGUAUAAAUUAUGUAUCAUUUUAGUUAGAAAAAGCGACCAUCCCAACUUGUGUAUGGUGAAAUAAAUCACGAUUCUGCUUUUCUGCUCUU